Aspergillus pseudonomiae is the source of this 867-nucleotide messenger RNA. RefSeq names its product putative quinol monooxygenase. The transcript has 3 exons. The coding region runs from base 265 to 588 and encodes 107 amino acids. Lineage: Eukaryota; Fungi; Ascomycota; Eurotiomycetes; Eurotiales; Aspergillaceae. The record is from RefSeq and is a predicted model, not a curated record.
UAUAUAUAUAUAUAUAUAUAUAUGCCUCUGUUCUGAAAUAUUAUGGUACGAAGGACUCAUGAUAUGAUGUCCAAUCUACUAGAGGCAAUGUAUAUAUCCUCGGCAUCUCCCGUCUCCACACUAUUGAUUUAUGAUCACAUAGCCGAGACCGGCUCCUUUAAAGGCAUAUUUCCACUACAAGCAACGUGGUUCAGUCUGAUAUAUUCAAAGUAAUACCAAGGCUAAACAAUACGAGUAGUACCAAACACAUCCACAAUCGCAAACAUGACCACCGGCGAAUUCUAUAACAUCGUGAAGCUCGUGCCCAAGCCGGGCAAGUUCAACGAGCUUCUGGCAGCGUUCAAAUCAUUCUCAGAGCAUGUCCAGGCAAAUGAACCCAAGACGCAAAUCUACUGUGCUCUUCGUCCUGACAAGACCGAGGAGUUGGUGUUUAUUGAGAAGUAUACCGACUUGGAAAACCUGAAGGCCCAUGGAACGUCCCCUGAGUUCAAGAAGUUCUCUAAGGCCAUUGGAGCUUUGCUCGCACGGGCUCCGGAGAUGACGAAAGCUGACUUUGUUGGUGGGUUCGAGGGAAGAUCGAAGCUUUAAGAGUACUUAGAGUUUGCUUGAGCAUUUUGAAUUGACUGAGUAUGAUCAGUUGUAUGGUAGUCAAGAUGAUGGGUGGUUGAUGGGAACCGCUACUACUUGAGUUGCGUCUUUCGAGAUAUACACUAAUCUUUUGAUUUAUGCCUAUGGUACAACGGAGAGCGCAGAGGAUCAUUGGAACGCAAAUAUAUGUGCAGAUACUAUCACGGGUACUCGUAUGGGAAGAUCGUACUGCAUGUGGAUAUAUACAGUGUAUUAAAUCUCUGCAGUUGGAUACUCUAU